AUGGACCCUAGGCCUCCUUGCCUGGAAAGUUACUCUGAGCCUGCCAACUACUCAAACUACGUCAUGUACCAUGGCACCAGCAAGGAGGAUGCAGAAAGCAUCAAGCGGAACGGCUUCACUCCCUCAGAGGACGGCAUGCUGGGGCCCGGCGUGUACGUCAGCCGCGACAUCCAGAAAGCCAGCCACUACCCCCGGAAUGUAGCCGAAGGGCACCGCAGGGUCCUAGUGCUCAUAGUGAAUGUGGGGAAGGUGAAGAAGAUUGACCACCAGGGGCACCCCUUGCAGAAGACCUGGCAUGCAAAAGGCUAUGACACGGCCUGGGUGCCCCCAAACUGUGGCAUGGUGCCCAAUGGUCUGGAGGAGGACUGUGUCUGGGACCCCUGUAGGAUCAAAGUCACCAGUGUUAUCAAACCCAAACCACAGCCAUGUAUGGGCUGGAGCCACUCCAAGCCUGUCAACAACUCAUCCUACCGCAUGUACCACGGCACCACCAAGGAGGCUGCCGAAAGCAUCAAGCGGAACGGCUUCUCUCCCUCAGAGGACGGCAUGCUGGGGCCCGGCGUGUACCUCAGCCGCGACAUCCAGAAAGCCAGCCGCUACCCCCUGAAUACAGCCGAAGGGGACCGCAGGGUCCUGGAGCUCAAAGUGAAUGUGGGGAAGGUGAAGAAGAUUAACUACCAGGGGCACCCCCUGCAGAAGACCUGGCAUGCAGCAGGCUAUGACACAGCCUGGGUGCCCCCUAACUGUGGCACGGUGCCCAGUGGUGAGGAGGAGGACUGUGUCUGGAAUCCCCGUAGAAUCAAGGUCAUCAGGGUUAUUUAA
Messenger RNA from Conger conger (European conger), 822 nucleotides. RefSeq lists its product as uncharacterized. The transcript has 3 exons. Gene Ontology annotation, molecular function: NAD+ poly-ADP-ribosyltransferase activity. Bases 1 to 822 code for a protein of 273 amino acids. The record is from RefSeq and is a predicted model, not a curated record. Lineage: Eukaryota; Metazoa; Chordata; Actinopteri; Anguilliformes; Congridae. Gene Ontology annotation, cellular component: cytoplasm.